Candidozyma duobushaemuli is the source of this 360-nucleotide messenger RNA. It is a transcript of the gene HTA2, whose product is annotated as histone H2A. The record is from RefSeq and is a predicted model, not a curated record. Gene Ontology annotation, molecular function: protein heterodimerization activity; DNA binding; structural constituent of chromatin. The transcript has 2 exons. The coding region runs from base 1 to 360 and encodes 119 amino acids. Gene Ontology annotation, cellular component: nucleosome. NCBI's taxonomy places the organism in Eukaryota, Fungi, Ascomycota, Pichiomycetes, Serinales, Metschnikowiaceae.
AUGUCCGGUGGUAAAGGUAAAGCAGGUUCCUCUGAGAAAGCAUCCACUUCUAGAUCCGCCAAGGCUGGCUUGACUUUCCCAGUCGGUCGUGUCCACAGAUUGUUGAGAAAGGGCAACUACGCCAGAGAGUCGGUUCCGUACUUGGCUGCUGAAAUCUUGGAGUUGGCUGGUAACGCUGCCAGAGACAACAAGAAGUCCAGAAUCAUCCCAAGACACUUGCAGUUGGCCAUCAGAAACGAUGAGGAGUUGAACAAGUUGUUGGGUCACGUCACCAUUGCCCAGGGUGGUGUCUUGCCAAACAUCCACCAGUCCUUGUUGCCCUCCAAGAAGGCCAACGCCAAGGCUUCUCAGGAGUUGUAA